Molecule: messenger RNA, 540 nt
Organism: Closterium sp. Yama58-4
Lineage: Eukaryota; Viridiplantae; Streptophyta; Zygnematophyceae; Desmidiales; Closteriaceae
Source: the annotation of a GenBank genome assembly
AUGGCACGCUGGAUUGCCAACGCAGGCCCUGCCGGCGUCCCGCUCACCCUCGCGACGAUCCGCGACCAUGUCGCGACGAUGGCGCAAGCGAACGGCGCGCCUCCGACAUUCCGUUGUAACAUCGGCUGGGUGCGCCGUGCGCUGCGCCGCCAGGGUGUGCGCUGCAUGAGUGCCGUCGGCGACGCGGCCGACCAGGAUAUGAAUGCCGUACGCACGACAAAGGAGAAGCUUCCGCAGCUUCUCAUGCAUCUCGGCGUGCGACCGCGUGACACUUACAAUUUUAACGAGACGGCGCUUUACAUCAGCGUGCUUCCUCGCAAGACGUACGGCACGGGCAGGGCUGCCGGGCGGAAGCUCCCGAAGGAACGCCUCACCGUCGGCUUCUUGGUUAACGCGGAGGGGACACACGCCUUCCGUCCGCUCGUCAUCUCCAAGGCCAAGCGGCCCCAUGAUUUCAGGCCGAAUUUCGACCCCGAGGAGUAUUUCUACUGGCGCAACACUGCUAAGGGGUGGAUGACUAAGGCGGUAAGUUCAUCUUAA